CUUAGUAAGCAUCAGAGCACAGCUUAGUAAGCAUCAGCCAUGUUGUGUUAUCAAUAUUUUAUCUUUGCUUUCUCGCUCGUGAUGGUCAGAGCCGUACAGGACUCGACCAAACCGUAUUACAACCUAGCCCAUGCCGAGCAACAUUUUACAGCAUUCAUCGACAAAUACGAAAAACACUACGAAAGUGCCGAAGAAUACAAUAGGCGGUUUGAAACAUUUAAGAAGAAAUUGUCUUUGAUCAACCAUUGGAACGAAAUUCACGAAGCAUCGUUUGAUGUUAACCAGUUCACCGAUGAAGAGCCAUCUCAAAAUAGAACUGGUUUCGUUCCUUCUAAACUGAGGAGCAAAUCACUCAAAAUAAAGUUGAACAAUAAAUUGUUACGAAAUGCUCCAACUACUCUUGAUUAUCGUACUUUAGGACUUGUGACGAAAAUAAAAAAAGCCCAAAUAGAUUGCGGUUCUUGUUACAUUUUUGGUGCUGUGGGUAAUAUCGAAGGCCAGUAUGCAAAAUUAACCGGAGAACUUAUUUCCCUGUCAGAACAGCAUGUUUUGGAUUGUGAAGAUACUCUUAAUGCAUGUGACGUCGGAGGCGACGAUUUAGAUAUUAUAAGGACUUUGUCAAAGGGCCAUGGUUUGGUGAGCGACGCAGAUUACCCUUACCUAGAUUAUCAACAAAAAGAGUGUAUUAACAAGCAACAAGUGAAAGUCAAAGUGGCAUCAGGUUGUUCUAUUUAUACACCGAACGAGGAAUAUCUAAAAUUAGCACUACUGAAAAACGGACCACUUUCAAUAAGUUUAUAUAUGUCCCCGUCGAUGGAUUACUACAGUGGGGGUGGUGUGUUCAAACUAAAAGAUUGUCCAUACAAUAGAGAUCCAAAUCAUGUUGUAUUACUAGUGGGAUAUUCAAAAGACCGGAGUGGCACUCCGUACUGGAUCAUCAAAAAUUCCUAUGGCCUAGAUUGGGGUCACAAAGGUUACCUGCACUUGGAGAUGGGAAAAGGGCAUUGUUCCAUACUGAAAGAAGGAGCGGUCAAUGCUAAAGUCAUGCGCCCGUAAAAGAGGCUCUUGAAACGCCAGGAUAAAGGAUCGAUUUUACAUUGAGCGUGCCAGACACGUGUCGUGGCCAUCGGGUAUUAUAUGUACAUCGAUGGCCGUGGCGGACAACAACAACAAACAAACAAACAAAUUAUUUUUCACCUCAUCAAGCCUGCUACUUUUUAAGUGCGACUUUCCUCACUCCAGGGAGUGAAACAAAGUAGCUUUUUAAUUUAGUGAAGGCCAUGAACUGCCACUUCAUACUUUUUUUUGUAUUAUUCUGUGUAAUUCGAAAUACAUUUUAACCUUUAAUAUGUUCUCACUACUGAGGUGAAAAAUGAUGUAUGUAACACGAGAGCAAAGUUAUUUUACAUCUCGUGUUUUUGAGUCCCGAGAAAGCGAAAUAUUCACUAACUUAGAAUCUUGAGCACACAAUAAACUCACACACAAUAAACACUUGCAAGAAAGACCAACUUUUCUCUCUUGUUGCACAAAUAACUAUAUUCGUCGAUCAUAGGUGUACACAACAUGACAUUGCAUAUGAUGGUAAAAAAGAAAAAUUGUUCCACUAUGUCGUACCCAAGGGCAUACGAAAUUCAGUUUGUUUGCUAACAGCAAUAAGCAUGCACCAUGCACUAAAUAUAAUAUUUACAAUCAGUGUGUAUGUCAAACAAGCAAUUAACUUAAAUGUCCAGUAAUAUUACUUAACAAUUAUAUAAAAAUCGUAACAAGUUUAUCAUUAUAGGUAAUACAUCUGUAUAUCACAUUUAACACACAAAUUAUAAUAUACGUCUAUACAGUGCAUAUUAACGUAUUAUAUCUAAUCGUUACACGAAUUAUAAAUUGAAGCGUUUUUCGUGGCUUCUGGGUUGAUCUAAUAACAACAGAUCUUAAUUUUGUUUUUUUUUUUUCUUUACUUUUGUAAAUAUAUAAAUUGUACUUUGUACCACUCUACCGCCCUGUUUUGCAUAAUGCCUAUAUAAAA
Cydia strobilella is the source of this 2020-nucleotide messenger RNA. RefSeq names its product procathepsin L-like. Gene Ontology annotation, cellular component: lysosome. The transcript is spliced from 5 exons. NCBI's taxonomy places the organism in Eukaryota, Metazoa, Arthropoda, Insecta, Lepidoptera, Tortricidae. The coding region runs from base 40 to 1056 and encodes 338 amino acids. Gene Ontology annotation, molecular function: cysteine-type endopeptidase activity. The record is from RefSeq and is a predicted model, not a curated record.